AUGGCUGAGCCAACAAACCGGACCUACCCCGUCGACGACGAGAAGCGGGACCUCGCUAGCAGCGAUGUCAUGGAAGACGCGCCUCCCGCUGUAGUGGCAGCCGUCGCUGCGCACGAGAUCGCGCACGAGGUAGAAGAUGGCAAAUACUCACCUUGGACGAAAUCCAUGUUCAACCUUUAUGGUGUGCUGUUCGUGGCGUACUGCUGCGGUGCCCUCAACGGAUAUAGCAAUACCGACCUGGAUCAGCUGACAGAAAGCAACAGGAUGGAUCACUCAUGGGAUCGCUCAAUGGAAUGA
Colletotrichum fioriniae is the source of this 297-nucleotide messenger RNA. The record is from RefSeq and is a predicted model, not a curated record. NCBI's taxonomy places the organism in Eukaryota, Fungi, Ascomycota, Sordariomycetes, Glomerellales, Glomerellaceae.